This is a messenger RNA of Labrus mixtus (cuckoo wrasse), 3152 nucleotides long. RefSeq names its product potassium voltage-gated channel subfamily D member 3-like. The record is from RefSeq and is a predicted model, not a curated record. Bases 50 to 2029 code for a protein of 659 amino acids. The transcript has 7 exons. NCBI's taxonomy places the organism in Eukaryota, Metazoa, Chordata, Actinopteri, Labriformes, Labridae. Gene Ontology annotation, cellular component: voltage-gated potassium channel complex; neuronal cell body; membrane. Gene Ontology annotation, biological process: potassium ion export across plasma membrane; protein homooligomerization. Gene Ontology annotation, molecular function: protein binding; A-type (transient outward) potassium channel activity.
UGAGGAAAGUCGACCCUGAAGGCGAGGAGGACUAAUCUGAAGACUCACAAUGGCAAAUGGAGUAGCAGCGUGGCUCCCUUUCGCCCGGGCAGCAGCGAUAGGCUGGAUGCCUGUUGCCAACUGCCCCAUGCCUGUCGCACCAAGAGACAACAGCAAGAGACAGGAUGAGCUGAUAAUCCUCAAUGUCAGUGGCUGCCGUUUCCAGACUUGGAGGACCACUCUGGACCGCUACCCAGACACCCUGCUGGGCAGCACAGAGAAAGACUUCUUUUACAACGAGGAGAGCAAGGAGUAUUUCUUCGACCGCGACCCUGACGCCUUCAGGAGCAUCCUCAACUUCUACCGAACAGGUAAGCUGCACUACCCUCGUCAUGAGUGCAUCUCCGCCUAUGAUGAGGAGUUGACCUUCUUCGGGAUCAUCCCUGAGAUUAUCGGAGACUGCUGCUACGAAGAGUACAAGGACAGGAAGCGGGAAAAUUUGGAGCGCCUGCAGGAUGAUCAGGAGGAGAACAGGGACGUGAAACCACCCAACAUGACUUUCAGGGAGACCAUGUGGCGAGCUUUUGAGAACCCCCACACCUCCACAAUGGCCCUGGUCUUCUACUAUGUCACUGGUUUCUUCAUUGCCAUCUCUGUCAUCACAAACGUGGUGGAGACGGUUCCCUGUGGAACCACCGCCAACCAGAAGGACAUGCCAUGUGGCGAACGCUACACAGUGGCAUUUUUCUGCAUGGACACGGCCUGCGUCAUGAUCUUCACAGUGGAAUAUCUCUUGCGUUUGUUCGCCGCGCCUAGCCGCUACCGUUUCAUGCGCUCAGUGAUGAGCAUCAUUGACGUGGUAGCCAUCUUGCCGUACUACAUUGGCCUGGUGAUGACCAACAAUGAGGACGUGAGCGGCGCCUUUGUGACGCUACGAGUGUUUCGAGUGUUUCGAAUCUUCAAGUUCUCACGUCACUCGCAGGGCCUGAGGAUCCUGGGUUAUACGCUUAAGAGCUGCGCCUCUGAGCUCGGCUUCCUCCUCUUCUCACUCACCAUGGCCAUCAUCAUUUUCGCCACCGUCAUGUUCUACGCAGAGAAGGGCUCCAGCUCCAGCAAGUUCACCAGCAUCCCGGCCUCCUUCUGGUACACCAUUGUCACUAUGACGACACUGGGGUAUGGAGACAUGGUGCCAAAGACGAUAGCUGGGAAGAUCUUCGGCUCCAUCUGCUCGCUGAGCGGUGUGCUGGUGAUCGCUCUGCCCGUCCCUGUUAUCGUCUCCAACUUCAGUCGCAUCUACCACCAGAACCAGAGAGCAGACAAACGACGCGCUCAGAAGAAAGCCAGACUGGCCAGGAUAAGAAUAUCCAAGUCCGGCAGCGCCAACGCCUUCAUCCAUAACAAACGCAACGGACUGCUCAACGAACUGCUGGAGCUGACGGAUAAGGAAGAGGAGGAGCAGAAGCAGGCGAAGACCCCCUCCCUGAUUGAGAUCCAACACCACCACCUACUGCACUGUCUGGAGCAAACCACAUUGGAAGCAAGAAACAAAGCUCAUGAGUUUGUGGACGAGCAGAUGUAUGAGCAGAACUGUUUAGAGAUGGCUCUGCAGACAUACACGUCACGCAGCCCCUCCGUAUCCAGCGAUGGCAGUUCUUCAGGGACCUGCUGCGGCCGUAGAGUGAAGAGAAACAUGCCUCUGCCCAACACCAGCCUGCCCUCCGCCCACCCUGUACCAACACACCAGAGCCCCCUGCAGGAGCUAAGCGCACUCCACAUACAGUGUGGGGAUGUACCGUCACACACCAUCAGUCGUUCAACUCUCAACCUGAAAAAGGACAACAGCAGCAGGAUCAACUGCAAGGGAGGCGGUCGGAUCACCACGGCGAUCAUCAGCCUCCCCACACCUCCAGCUUUGACCCCUGACGGUGACGGUCUCCACGGGCCCCCUCAAAGGAGGCCGCCCCCACCUCCGGGUCUCCCUGCAACACCAAGCAUCCAGACCACAACAAGCUCCGCAGGGAUGAACAUCGUCAAAGUGUCUGCUCUGUGACUUCCUGUGUGAUGGAUGUAACUCAGCCCAGCAGGAGGAGAGAGGAGAGGAAAAGAAGAAGAAGAGGUCACACACUACCUUCAUGGCAGCACUCUGUCCGGUCUCACAGGGUCGACAGGAGGAGGGCUGAUCCCCUGAGGAGUCACCAGUUGUUGUGUAAGAGAAGACAGUUGAUGUUGAGGCAUUGCAGAGGAAGAGGACUGUAGAUAUGUGAACCAGGAAUCACACACUCGUCAUGUCUUGUUUGCACUGUAGAUAUGGACAGAAUCACUGCAUUUCUAAAAGUUGAUAACAGCCGUGAAGAUGAUUUACAGCCUGUACUGUACUGGGGAAGAGACUCAAAGACAAUGUGCAAACAGCAUAUCUCUUUUCAUAAUCAGCCAACUCUUUCCACACAACACAGUGUCACAGGAAGAUGAAAGUGAAGUCACAGUGAAAUAGUAAAAAAAGGACAUAUUGUCGACUUGAAAUGUGUUUAAAGUACAACGUGUGAGCUGAAGCAAAGUGUUGACUGUUUUUACUUGAAUUUGUUUGGUCUUGUUUGUGUUGUGUGUUGUUUGUUUCAAGUUUGAAAAAAAUAACUGUUCACAGUUUUCUAUACUGCAGCGUUUCAAAGGUCAUGGCACCCGACCGGAUGCUGCAAAUGUCUUAUUGGUAAAAUGUGAGUUUGAUGUGUUUGAAACCUAAGAGUGUAUUUUCUUGGAUAUUUGUGUCUGAUUAAUCAUGUCAAGAUUUAAACCAAUCUGUGAAUUUCAGUUUCCAGUGAUUGAUAUCACUCUUCCUUCAUGACUUUAUAGAUUUUUCAUUCUGAUGCGAGACAAAGCAGUGAUUUAUAAGCCUGAUCUUAUAUAUUUCUGCUUAAGGCACACAUCUUAAAGGUCACAUAUUGUGCAAAAUACACUUUACCAUGUUUUUCUAACUCUAGCAUGUGUCCCUAUCUGUCUACAAGCCGCCCAAUGAGAAAAGUCCAUCCUCUCUGUCUUUUGCCUGCUCUACUUUUCAAAAAAUGAGUGCUAAAACAGGCCAUUUGGAGAUUUUGACUUUGUGACAUCACAAAGGGCAGUAACCCCUCCCCCAGGUGGGUGACACUCCCACAGCUAGGUGUUUGUUCUGCCCUCUGAGU